Molecule: messenger RNA, 1035 nt
Organism: Penicillium paradoxum
Lineage: Eukaryota; Fungi; Ascomycota; Eurotiomycetes; Eurotiales; Aspergillaceae
Product: TBP-associated factor 8 family protein
Exons: 2
Coding region: 1-1035 (344 amino acids)
Biological process (GO): transcription initiation at RNA polymerase II promoter
Cellular component (GO): transcription factor TFIID complex
Molecular function (GO): protein heterodimerization activity
Source: RefSeq, a predicted model, not a curated record
AUGGCCAUGGCGACAUCGGGCGCUCAAGUGAAACGCCCUUCUUCACCCCUCGACCAGAACGACUCCAAGCGGAUAAAACGUCAUUAUCAUCAUCACCAUCGUUUGCAAGCGCCCGUGGAUCUCCCUUCCACCUCCGAGCCAGUCGUCCAAGAUGACGCUCACCUUGACAUCUUGAUGAAUCGUGCAAUCGGCCGGACCUUGAAAGAUACAGGGUUUGAGAUAGCUGACCCAGCCGCCUUGUCGAGCUUUCGCAGUGCCACUGAGGAGUACAUGCUACGACUCUCCACAUUCAUCCGCCAAUCCAUGUUAUCUGCGCGACGCACUCAGCCUAUUCCCCAAGAUUUUGAACAUGCUCUGAAGCGUUUCCGCAUCUCUCCUGAUGAUCUUCUCCCUCACCUUAAAUCAGCACCUUCGGACGAACCCACUCCGACAUUAUUACCUUCCCCUCCACCAGAAAAUGAGAUCUCCAAGACUCUUCCAUUCCUCACUGCGCUGAGUAGCGAGGACGAUUUCGCCAGCCGCCCGUACAUUCCCAAACAUUUCCCAAGCUUCCCCAGCAAGCACACCUAUUCUGCCACUGCGGUCUUUAUCACGCGAGACAACGACCCGCGCAAGAUUCGAGAACGUGCUGCAGAAGAUGGACGGCAUGGUGAGGAAGCGCUACGAAAGUUGGCGAGCGCCGCAUUUCGCGACAAUCAGACGGGGUCGACCGGGCGCGAUAAAAAGCUCUGGGGUCGAAGAGCGGAUAGCAUGGAAAGCAUGUUUGAAAAGACGACCAGGGGGUUACUCAAAAGGCACGGAAAAGAUUUCCACAGCACAUUGACCAGCUCGGCUAUGGAUAUCGAUUCAGGACGCCCGGCAGAGGCCGACACAAAGUCCCGGCUGAAGCUUUCGUUGAAUAUGGAACUGGGUCCCAUCGUUAACUGCGAGCGAGAUUUAUGGCGUCAGACACCUUCGAAUGCACGAAGAACGGAGGAAAAGUCCACCAAGGCUCCUUUGAGUACCGAGCCCGCGGAGGUCAUGACUGGCAUGUAG